This is a messenger RNA of Cherax quadricarinatus, 2157 nucleotides long. RefSeq names its product aspartyl-tRNA synthetase (gene AspRS). NCBI's taxonomy places the organism in Eukaryota, Metazoa, Arthropoda, Malacostraca, Decapoda, Parastacidae. Gene Ontology annotation, molecular function: aspartate-tRNA ligase activity; ATP binding; RNA binding. The record is from RefSeq and is a predicted model, not a curated record. Gene Ontology annotation, biological process: aspartyl-tRNA aminoacylation. Gene Ontology annotation, cellular component: aminoacyl-tRNA synthetase multienzyme complex; cytosol; cytoplasm.
UUGUGACACAGACUGCAGGGUUCAUACAUGCCUGAGACCGUUGUGAUUCUUCAGCCCAACAUCAGCUUCACCUGCUGCUGCUGCUGCUGCUGCACGAGGUUGUCAUUUUCGCGUCUACAUCAACAUAUUUCGGCCUCAGAAUGACCAAUGAAAACAAAGAAAACUCAGAAGAUGGGCCGAGUAAGAAAGCCUUGAAGAAAGCACAGAAGGCUGCUGAGAAAGCUGCAAAGAAAGCAGAGUAUAAAGCACAAAAUGCAGUACAGGAUGAUGCAACCCAAGUGGAGCAGAAGUAGGGACUGUUCAGUGGGUUUGUAUGGAAACCUAACACUGAAUAAAGUCAAGAGAUAUUUACCAGUUACACACAAGAGUUAAAAGAUCUCGAUGAAGUUUAGCCAUACCAAAAUGUUACAAUUCGAGCACGACUUCAUACAAGUCGUGGCAAAGGAAGACAAGCAUUCUUUGUGUUAAGAAGCUGCGAGCAUACUGUUCAGUGUGUAAUAGCUGUUGGUGAAAUGGUCUCCAAACAAAUGAUCAAAUUUGUUUGCAAUAUUGCCAAGGAGAGCAUCAUUGAUGUGGAAGGCAAGGUUGUGGUGACAGGGCAAAAAAUUGAGUCCUGUAGCAUACAAGACAUUGAAAUUUAUGCCACCAAGGUGUUCGUUGUCUCAGCUUCUGCACAGCGUCUACCAUUGCAGAUUGACGAUGCUAUGCGACCAGAAGCAGAUGAUCCAGAAGGUCUACAAAUUAAGGUAAAUCAGGACACUAGAUUGGACAAUCGUGUCUUGGAUUUGCGGACACCUACAAAUCAGGCAAUCUUUAGGCUGGAAGCAGGAGUUUGCCAUCUUUUCAGGGAAGCCCUCAGGAUGCGAGGUUUUACAGAAAUUAUGUGUCCUAAGCUCAUCUCUUCUGCCUCAGAAGGUGGAGCAAAUGUAUUUGGAAUGAAAUAUUUUGAGAGAGAAGCUUUUCUUGCUCAGAGUCCUCAGUUGUACAAACAAAUGGCUAUUGCAGCUGACUUUGGUAAAGUUUUCACCAUUGGCCCAGUGUUCCGAGCUGAAAACUCAAACACUCAUAGACAUCUAACAGAAUUUGUUGGACUGGAUUUAGAGAUGGCAUUCACUCACCAUUACCAUGAAGCUGUUAAUGUUAUUGGCAAUAUGUUUACAGAGAUUUUUAGAGGUCUUCGUGAUAAUUAUGCUGAUGAGAUUGCCACAGUGAACCAUCAGUUCCCUGCUGAACCUUUUAAGUUUUUAGACCCACCAUUAUGUCUAGAAUUCAAAGAAGGAGUUGCUUUGCUAAAAGAGGCAGGGAUAGAAAUGGAAGAAACUGAAGACCUAAGUACACCAAAUGAGAAACUGUUAGGCCGACUGGUGAAGGCUAAAUAUGAUACUGAUUUUUAUAUAUUGGACAAGUACCCUCUAGCUGUAAGGCCUUUCUACACCAUGCCUGACCCUAACAAUCCAAAAUGGAGUAACUCCUAUGACAUGUUUAUGCGUGGGGAAGAGAUAUUGUCAGGUGCUCAGCGAAUACAUGAUGCCACUUUAUUGGUGGAGAGAGCCAAAGCUCAUGAAAUUCCAAUUGACACCAUUCAGUCUUACAUAGAUUCUUUCAAGUAUGGCUGUCCUCCUCAUGCUGGUGGGGGAAUUGGUUUGGAGAGAGUGACUAUGCUAUAUCUAGGUCUGGACAAUAUCCGCAAGACGUCUAUGUUCCCCCGAGACCCCAAGAGACUUACACCCUAGCUUGGAUGAAAUAUCCAAGUAUUUGCUUGGUUGUCAAAUGUUCAUAACUUAAUUUGAGAAAUAAAAUUAAAGGGUUACAUUUCAUAUGUUUUCUCCUAUUUUUUUAUGAUAAUUUUUCUUGUCGAGAUUUUUAAUGUAAUAAAUAUGAUACUGAUUUUUACCCUAUUUAAUUAAAGCUUUGUGUGAAUUAAUGCAAUACUGUGUAUUGUACGUAUUGCAUACUUUGGUUAUAUUUAUUUUAAUUGCACUUUGUAAUUAGAGUACUGAGUGAGCUGGUGUGGGAAUAAAUUUUAUUAGAAAGUAUUUAGGAGGUUUAAUUUGAAUUCUAAGUGGAAUUAAUCAUUGCAAAAAUAUAAAAAUAUUUUUGAGAUUUUGGGAAAUAUGUGAAUAAUGAUAAUUUGUUAUUAAUAUAAAUGUGUCUGAA